AUGGGUAGCGCAAUUUCUGAGGUACAACAAGGACCAAUGGAGGGUAUUCUGAUGCAGUUUUUGAUUGAUUCCGAGGCUUUGCACAUGAGAGAUUUGACUUUAUUGCAGAACCCGCAGGCUGUAACAGAAUUGCCUGUGGUCAUGGCUAAUAAUCAACCAGCGAAAGUGAGAGAGGUUGCAGUGCAUCGUGUGGUGGAUGUCACUUCAAGCAUUGUCAAGCCCACCAUCGAAGGGCACAAGCAUCCUAUGAUUCAACUACUUCACUCUAGUGGGAAAUUCACGGGAAUGUCGCAUGAGGAUCCUCAGCGUCACAUCCAUACUUUUCUACAGAUUGUCGAUACUUUUGCUACUGGAAGGGUCACUAAAGAAUAUAUGCGGCUGACACUGUUCCCCUUUUCUCUAUUGGGGAAUGUAAGUAACUGGUUAUUAGCAGAGCCCGCCAAUUCUAUCACUACGUGGGAUGACUUGGCGACGAAAUUCUUAACAAGGUUCUUUCCACCAGCAAAGACAGCUCGCCUCCGAAGGGAGAUCAUGUCAUUCAGGCAGAAAAAUGGAGAAAAUUUGUAUCAAGCCUGGGAGAGGUUUAAGGGUCUUCUCAGAGAUUGUCCUCAUCACCAUCAAACGAAUGAAGUUCUGGCACACACAUUUAUUGAGAGUCUGAAUGCCCAACAUAAGUCAUUACUAGACACUGUUGCAGGAGGGCAGACUCUUGAUCUAAGCUAUGGAGAACUAUUCACAUUAUUGAACAGGUUUACUCAGAGCACUUCAGACUGGCAUGAUGAUGCAGCUAGCAGUUCAAUUAGGAAGGCACCGGGUGUCUUUGAAGUAGAUAAUUUUACAACACUAUCAACACAGAUUGAUGCCAUGCGCACUGAAAUCAAGAAGUUAACUGUUGCGCAAGCUCCACCACAGGUGCAUGCAGUGCAACAAGCCUUCGUUUUUUGUGGAGUCUGUGGAGAAGGUCACAACAGUGAUGAAUGUCCUGCAAAUCCCGCAUCCAUAUACUUUGUGGGUAAUGCAAGCAAGAGGCAAGGAAACAAUCAAUACGGGAAUUCCUACAACCCAAAUUGGAGGAAUCAUUCGAAUUUCAGGUGGAGUGACAACCCAGACCAGCAGAAGUUGAUAGCAGAUAAUCAGAAUCGUGAUUUGGCUGUGCGAAAUUUAGAGAGACGGAUGGGACAUAUAGCUGGUGCACAAAAUACUAGACCACAUGGAGGACUUCCAAGUGAUACGGAUGUGAAUCCCAACCUUGUAAUGCUGUGA
Messenger RNA from Lycium barbarum (goji berry), 1263 nucleotides. RefSeq lists its product as uncharacterized. The record is from RefSeq and is a predicted model, not a curated record. Lineage: Eukaryota; Viridiplantae; Streptophyta; Magnoliopsida; Solanales; Solanaceae. The transcript has 4 exons. Bases 1 to 1263 code for a protein of 420 amino acids.